AUGUCGGUCACGCUACAGACCACGCACGGCGACCUAAAGCUUGAACUCUUCUGCCAGGCCUGUCCGAAGACCACGUACAAUUUCCUCGCGCUGUGCGCAAGUGGUGCUUACGAUGGGUCACCAUUUCAUCGACUGAUUCCGAACUUUAUGAUCCAAGGGGGCUCUCCAGCGUCGCGAUCCACAAAGGACAGCAAUUCAGUCUACGGCGGCAUGUUCGAGGACGAGAUCAAGUCUUCGCUACGACACCACGCGAGAGGGAUGCUGAGUAUGGCAAACAAGGGCCCAGGCACGAACGGGAGCCAAUUCUUCCUGACGUUCGCAGCAGCGCCACAUCUGGAUGGGAAGAACACCGUGUUUGGGAGAUUGUUGGAAGGAUGGGACACUCUCGACAAGAUGGAGGAAAUCCAGGUGGACAAGAAGAAUCGUCCACAGGAGGGCAUCACGAUUGAAAGGGUGAAGAUCCAUGCAAAUCCGCUGGCAGAUGAGCGCUGA
Lecanosticta acicola is the source of this 492-nucleotide messenger RNA. Lineage: Eukaryota; Fungi; Ascomycota; Dothideomycetes; Mycosphaerellales; Mycosphaerellaceae. The record is from the annotation of a GenBank genome assembly.